Molecule: messenger RNA, 2171 nt
Organism: Priapulus caudatus
Lineage: Eukaryota; Metazoa; Priapulida; Priapulimorpha; Priapulimorphida; Priapulidae
Product: uridine phosphorylase 1-like
Exons: 9
Coding region: 17-1093 (358 amino acids)
Biological process (GO): nucleotide catabolic process; uridine catabolic process
Cellular component (GO): cytosol; cytoplasm
Molecular function (GO): uridine phosphorylase activity
Source: RefSeq, a predicted model, not a curated record
ACUACAUGCACCGACCAUGGGAUUCAUCACAACCAAACAGCGAGCUAGAGACGUACUAUUCUGGCCAGGAAUGAACAAGCAGAUCGAGAAGAUGAUAAUAAGUGUCCGUUAUUGUACAAGCACGGAAGUUCAACCCUCAAGAAUGACUGAUAGCAAAAAUGAUGAACAUGAGAAGGAUAACAGGUUCGUUGUGAAGCUGAAAAAUCCACACCUAAAAACAAUGACAGAGGAUGUCCUGUACCACUUCACUCUGUCUACAAGCACCCAUGACCUGCAGGACAUGUUUGGCGAUGUCAAAUUUGUAUGCUGUUCUGGAAGCCCGAAGCGUAUCGCAGUGUUUGCUGAGUACAUCAGAGACGAGCUCAGUAUCAAAUUGCCCGUAGGCUGCACCCUGGAAAAUAUCGCGAACAAAACUGAUCGAUAUGCCCUGUACAAAAUCGGACCAGUCCUAGCUGUGAGCCAUGGAAUGGGCAUGCCGUCGGUCUCCAUUAUGCUGCAUGAGAUUCUGAAGCUCGUCUACUAUGCCAAAUGCAAGGAUGUGACGUUUAUUCGCAUUGGCACUUCAGGGGGGAUAGGUUUGGAUGCUGGGACUGUAGUGGUCAGUGACAAAGUAGUGGAUGGCCGCUUUAGACCCGUUUUCGAAGUGCCAAUCCUGGGUAAGGUGGUGGCUCGCCCAGCCAUUCUUCACCCUCAGAUAGCCAAUGACCUCUUGCACUGUAAAAAGCCUGAUGACGUUUUCAAGAUUGUCGUUGGUACAACGAUGUGCACACUUGAUUUCUAUGAAGGUCAAGCCAGAGUAGAUGGCGCGUUCUGUAACUACACUGAGCAGGAUAAGAAAGAGUUCCUACAAAGCGCAUAUGCUCAGGGAGUGCGAAAUAUGGAGAUGGAGAGUCUGUGUUUUGCUGCUACCCUGCACCAUGCCGAUAUAAAAUGUGCUGUCGUGUGUGUCACACUGCUGGACCGUAUGCAUGGUGACCAGAUAUCUAUGUCGCAUGAUGAGUAUGAAGAGUUUCAGGUUCGCCCUCAACGUGUGGUGGCCCGCUUUAUGAGACGCAAACUUAGGUUGGGCUCACAGGCAAGCUGCGAUGAAUAAAUGCUGCUAUGCUUAAAACGUGUUCAUUACUAUUUAUCAAUGGUACACUCUUAAACAUUUUUCCGUUAUUUCUAGAGUAUAUUGAACUACGAAAUUCAAACAUGAUUUCAAGAUUAUUUAGCUUAAAAUGAAUAUAAAUGUUGUUUAAAGGUAUCCUAUAACCAAAUUGCUACAAUAUUAGUCAGUGUGUGUGUGCGUGCGUGCAUGCGUUAGUGUGUGCGUGCGUGCGCGUGCGUACAUGCGUGUGUGCGUGUGAGCGUGUUCGCGCACUUGUGCGUGCACGGUUAUGUAAUUAUGUAUGUAUGUAUGUACGUACGUAAGCACGCACGCACGCAUGCGUGUGUAUUAUCCAAUAUUAUCAGAAUAUCAAUAUUAUCAGUAAAUAGAUGUAAUUUUUAAUUACCACACUAAACACGUUUUAUUUCACCUUCACCAUCAUUGAAGGGCGAAGAUUUUCAUUUGCUUCCCUUAAUCGUGAAUCUGCCGUGCCUGCCUAAUUGUUUAUGUCGAGAGGUAUCAUUGUAACAUUAUUCAUGAAUCUUGUUGUAACCAGAUGUAUGUUAUUGCGUACUUGAUGUACAUUUUCUAAACGUUUGUUACUUAAAUUUAGUAAUUUAUUGUGAUGUAAUUUGUCACAUUACAUUCAUGCUUAUUGGUUACACCAGUUUACUAUAGAUGCUUCAAGUUAGUCAACAGCCUAGAAACCCUAUUAUACACAAUUGCUUUAUAUGGUAUUUGCUACUGCACUAUGUGGUAAUAUCCUUAGUUAUUUUCAUUUUGUGGGUUAUAGAGCAGUCAUUAGUCAACAUAUAUGAUGUUGAUAAGGCUUUCUGUGUUAGGCUUCAGUAUUCGGGCAAUCCUAUUUGGUUGCUCAUUAAGAUUAGUGAACGCUUGACCAAAGUGUGUUUGAGGCGUGCAUGUAGUUCUCAGGAGUGAAGGUGCCGCCUCUAUGUAAUUGCCCUGGCGUAUAUGUGUUAUUCUGUGCAUACUGCAGUCUGUAUGUAGGUACUUCUCACAUACUUCAUUAUUGUUCAUUGUGCUGGAUAGUAGUAAUAAAGUAGGUGAUACUGCAAAAAUA